GUCUGAUGGUUAUAUUGAAUCAUCUCAGUUAUUUGAAACUUUUAAGUUUGAAACAAUGGAGGCAGGGUUAGAAAUGGAUUUGGAAAAGCGUGUGUUUUCAGAGAUAGUUCUACGUUUAUUUGAUGUGAGGAAAAUUACAAAAAGGAUAAGCCCAGAAAAGACAAUAUCUGUUUACCAAGGACUAAAACUGAAACCACUGGCAGCCACGGUCACACUUACAGACAACUCAAUCCGAGACAUGAAUGAAGUUUCAAAAUACAAACCAGAACAUGUUAAAGUUAUUUCAUGUGACAGUAAAAUGGCAAGUUUUUCUUUGUGUACACACUACACAUCAAGUGGAAACAGAGUUGAAAAGGUUGUUACAUUUAAUGAAAACCUUCACUGGAAGAUAACAGUUUGUGAAAAAGAAAUUGACCUUAAGUCCUAUGGUAUAAAAGAUUCUUUUACUCUUGAUCUUGAAAGUAUUCAACUUGUUUUUGAUAUUGUUGAAAAACUGAAAAUCUGUUCUGGAAUGGAUAUUAAGAAGUCUACAGUAUGUUCCAGAUUGCACAGUGUGGAGAAUUGGAAGAAUACAGACAGUGACACCUGCACUAGAAUUCUGAGAUCAGUUAUGUGCUCAAGGGUGGUUAAGGUUAAUUCAAGAAGCCAGACCUGUAAAAUAUGUCAAAAAAUGACUAUUGUUAAAAAUAAAAAUAGUGAUAAAGAAAAUGCUACUGAAAUCAACAGAGAAUUUCUAUUAGAUAAAAUUCCAUCUGCUUCGAAUGAAAUGAUUGAACUUCUAUUAAGUCAGGUUCAGAAUGUAGGUAAACACCCAAAAGGGAGGCGAUGGUCAAGAGCAAUAAUAAAUGUUUGCCUUCAAUUAUAUACUAGAAGUCCAGUAGGGUACAGACUGCUGAUGAGUAGCCAAAUGCUAGUCUUGCCAUCACCACAAUUGCUUGUACUGUAUAAGAGUCGGGUACAGCACAAGAUUGGAUUUCAGGAUGAGAUAUUUAGAUGGAUGCAUACUGAAGCGCUUAGACUUGAAAUUCCUGUUUAUGGCUGGAAAGGAGGUAUCAUCAUAGAUGAAAUGGCCAUACAGAAAGACGUUCAGAUUCAAAAAAAUGGUGAUCUUGUUGAAUUAGUGGGCUUGGUUGAUGUGGGACCAGAGGGUAACAUGUUAAACACCCUAAGAAUGGGUAAAAAAGAGAAACAUUUAGGCACCCAUGUGCUACAGUUCAUUUUUAUCGGUUUAACUGGGUUUCGUUUUCCCUUUGGUCAUUUUGUGACAGAUAAUAUAGCUGCUUAUGACAUCCACACUCUUUUUUGGGAUGCAGUAGCAGCCCUUUCUAUGUAUGGGUUUUCUGUUAUAUAUACUUCAAUGGAUGGAGCGCAAAGUAAUAGGACAUUUCAGAAUAUGAACAUUGGUAAGGACCCACAGACAAUGACUGCACAAUGCCCAGAGGACCCAGACAAUAGUGUAGUUCUGAUGAUGGAUGUUUCUCAUGUCAUCAAAAAAGUCAGAAAUAAUGUUAUAAAGUCUGGUAUAAGUAAGGGUUGUACAAGAAAUCUUAUUCUUCCAGAUGAUUCAUCUAUCCAAUGGCAAAUGUGGGUAAAUGCAUUUGAGUGGGAUCAAAUUAACAGUCUGAGAAUUCAUAGAAAACUAACUAGAGAACAUAUAUACCCAUCAACCCAGUCCAAGAUGAGGAAUCACCUAGCAAAUGAAGUUCUCAACAAAGACAUGCUUUAUUUAAUGUGCCAAUAUCAGGCCAGUUUGGAAAAUGGCUUAGUUUUAAGUGGUGCAAUAGAGUUUCUAGAAAAAACAUCAAAAAUUAUUGAGAUAUUUAGUGACAGAAUGCCAGUUCGUUCAAAAGAUGACAGCAGGUUGAAGGACUUGUCUGAAGUAAACGACUGGUUUAGUGCUUGGAGCAACAAAAUUAAUUCAGAAAGUAUAAGCUCUGCUGAAAAGUCAAAGAAGUUAAUGUCAGCUCAAUGCAGAGAUGAUUUACAUUCAUGUCUUUUGGGGUUUUGUGAGCUCUGCUUUAAAGUCCUUGCAUGCAAUGAUUCUGCUUAUGUAACACCAUCUAUUAUUAAUUCAGAUAUUGUAGAAAAUCAUUUCUGUCAACAGAGAUCAACAUACAAUGGGGCAAAUACCAACCCAAGUGCUCUGCAAUAUCGUAAAAACCAAAAUGCAAUAAUCCUUGGACAAAACAUUAUUUCUAAGAAAUGCAAUGCUGGAACAGCAACGCUUAAGCAAGCAGCUCAGUCAUUCAAGUUUCAAGACAUUAGUAGUAACAAAAGGAAAAUAAGCAAUCAAUCCGGCAGUGAUCCUAAGAAAAUAAAAGUAUUGAGAAUGUAAUGUUGUAGAUAAGUUUGUACAAAACAUUACCAUGAAAGACAUGUUUCUUUCUACUGAAACUUUAAAAAAGCUCAAAGCUGAAAUCUGGAUUAACUAGAUAUUACUGAAGUUAACUCAACUAUAUUUUUUCAGAUUAUAAGCAUAUGUUGAUAUACAAAAAUGUUUAGAAGCUUCUUGCCAAACUUUUGAAGAUAAAAUAUUAUUUACCUUAGUAUUUUGUCCAUUUUGAUCAAUAACUUGUAUAAACACAUUAAUAACCAGGAUAUAUUAAAAAACAUGCUUAUUUCUUUUCUUUUUUUAUCUCAUCUUGAUCCAAAACAUGUGGCAGGUUGCUUUAUAUCUAUCAAGGAGAAAAUGUGUUUGUUUUCAGUAUGCUUAGCAUGCUGAAUUUUAUGCAUUGUUUUUAAAUUAUAAGUUGUCAAUAUAACAGAAAAUUAAUACCUGGCAUGUUUACAGCAUGAAGUGUCAUGAACUGGAUCCUUCGAAGGUU
Molecule: messenger RNA, 2825 nt
Organism: Mercenaria mercenaria
Lineage: Eukaryota; Metazoa; Mollusca; Bivalvia; Venerida; Veneridae
Exons: 2
Coding region: 56-2335 (759 amino acids)
Source: RefSeq, a predicted model, not a curated record